Xenopus laevis (African clawed frog) is the source of this 2356-nucleotide messenger RNA. RefSeq lists its product as uncharacterized. The transcript is spliced from 2 exons. NCBI's taxonomy places the organism in Eukaryota, Metazoa, Chordata, Amphibia, Anura, Pipidae. The coding region runs from base 27 to 2246 and encodes 739 amino acids. The record is from RefSeq and is a predicted model, not a curated record.
GGCAAAUUACUUCGAUUCCGGGAGGAAUGGAUGAAGCAUUCUUCAGAUGCAUGGGUCACAGAAAUAGUGACAGAGGGUUAUCAUUUAGAUUUCUCAAGCACGCCACCCGGAAGAUUCCUCAUGUCCAGAGUCCCCCACUGUGCUCAGAAGGCUCAAGCCUUUGUACAAUGUAUAGAAAAGUUGGAGCGAUCCGGGGUAAUCAGUCCAGUACCAACCAAAGAGAGAUUCUCCGGUUUUUACUCGAACCUAUUUACAGUACCAAAGAGGGACGGUUCUCUCAGACCUGUGCUCGACCUCAAGGGUCUCAACAAAUUCAUCCGAUCAGUACGGUUCAAGAUGGAAACGUUGAGAUCUGUCAUUCGAGGGAUGGAACAGGGGCAACUGAUGAUGUCCCUGGACAUAAGGGACGCAUACCUGCAUGUUCCAAUUUGGCCCCCCCAUCACCGCUACCUACGAUUUGCCUUCCAGAACAAACACUAUCAAUUUGUGGCUCUCCCAUUCGGAUUGUCGUCCGCUCCCAGGGUUUUCACCAAGUUGAUGGCGGUGACAGCUGCAACGUUGAGACUGCAGGGGAUUUCCGUGACCCCCUAUCUGGACGACCUCCUGUUAAAGGCCAGUUCAGAAUCGAGGGCCAAGGAGCAUCUAAACCAAGCAGUUCGGCUACUCCAGAGUUUCGGAUGGACCAUCAACUGGUCGAAGUCCAGCCCAGAUCCCAGUCACAGGAUGAUAUUCCUCGGCCUGGAAUUCGAUACGAUCACACAGACUGUAACAUUACCCAUGGACAAGCAGGCCAGGAUCAGAGAUCAAGUUCAACAUCUUCUGUCCAGUCAAAGCACGACAGUACACAAGGCGAUGCAAGUACUGGGAACAAUGGUUUCAGCCAUCGAGGCAGUUCCAUUUGCGCAAAUACAUCUUCGGUCUCUCCAAGCCAACAUUCUAACAACGUGGAAAGGGGGACCUCUAUCCCGCCCCAUGUCCUUGUCACGUCAGGCGAGGGCGGAAUUACAGUGGUGGAUGAGAUCGGAGAAUCUAGCUGCAGGUCAAUCGUGGGCAACACCGGAGUGGAUUGUGAUAUCAACAGACGCCAGCCUCCAGGGCUGGGGGGCAACAUGGGACGAGCAGUCUGCCCAAGGGCUUUGGUCUCCAGAGGAAGCCAAACUACCAAUAAAUAUUCUAGAGCUGAGAGCGGUAAAAUUGGCCCUCGUCCAGUGGACAGACCGAUUCAGAGAAAAGCCCAUACGCGUCCAAAGCGACAAUGCUACGACAGUAGCGUACAUAAAUCGUCAAGGAGGGACACGAAGUCGGGCGGCCCUGGCAGAAGCCAGACAGAUUCUUCUCUGGGCGGAAAACAACUCAGUGAAAUUAUCUGCAAUACACAUUCCAGGAGUGUCCAACACAAAAGCGGACUUUCUCAGUCGGAAUCAGCUGGAUCCAGGAGAAUGGGAACUGCAUCCAGAGGCGUUCAAUCAGCUGACAGACCAGUGGGGAAUCCCCAUAAUAGACUUAAUGGCUUCCAGAAACAAUCGAAAAGUACCAAGAUUCUUUGCCCGCCGCAGGGAUCCGUUAGCAGUGGGGGUGGAUGCCAUGACUCAGAGCUGGCACUUCAAUCUAGCAUAUGUCUUCCCACCUCUUCCAAUGCUACCAAGGGUCCUCAAAAAGAUAAAGCAAUCUCAGUUGAUAGUCAUUGUAGUGGCACCGUAUUGGCCCCGGAGGACCUGGUUCACCGACCUGCAGGAGAUGUCAAUAGAACAGCCGAUCCGGCUGGACAGCAGACCAGAUCUCCUCCUGCAGGGACCCAUAUUACAUCACAAUCCCGGACUCUUCGCUUUGACGGGAUGGCUGUUGAAAGGUCCAUCUGGCGACGCCAAGGGCUAAAUGAAGAAGUCAUUCUCACUAUGAUAAAAGCUCGAAAAGCCUCGUCUUCCAAAUCAUACCACAGAGUGUGGCAGUCUUACCUCAAUUGGUGCAAGGAGUCUCAUUUUCCAUUCCUUGAAUUGCAGCUACCACGGAUCCUUUCCUUCCUACAAAGAGGACUACAAUUAGGUCUUAAGCUCCGCUCGCUCAAGGUCCAGGUAUCAGCCUUGUCAAUCCUGUUUCAAUCUCGUUUGGCGAAUGAAGACUUGAUACGCACGUUUCUGCAGGGAGUGGCCCAUAUCGUGCCGCCAUUCCGUACUCCGGUGGCUGGCUGGGAUCUCAAUGUAGUGUUGGAAGCUCUGCUGGAUCCACCAUUCGAACCAUUGUCUUAAAGAUAAAGCCGUUCUUCGUACGCUUCCAACCUUUCUACCCAAGGUAGUUUCAGACUUUCAUAUGAAUCAAGAAAUUGUGGUUCCUUCUCUAUGUCCGGAACCCAAGAAUG